Molecule: messenger RNA, 706 nt
Organism: Thunnus maccoyii (southern bluefin tuna)
Lineage: Eukaryota; Metazoa; Chordata; Actinopteri; Scombriformes; Scombridae
Gene: birc5b
Product: baculoviral IAP repeat containing 5b
Exons: 4
Coding region: 77-553 (158 amino acids)
Source: RefSeq, a predicted model, not a curated record
AAACACCUGUGGAAGUGUGCAAGGCAGUCUGGAGGCCAUCAGCCCAUGUCUACAUCAACACCCACAUUGUGAAUUAAUGUAUGUUAGGUUUUUGGUUUUUGCUGAAGAUAUGGCCAGCAUAGAUGUAUUGGCAACCAGGUUUUACUCAUAUGACAAAAUGUACAGUCAAGAUUUACGAGAACAAACUUUUGCAGACUGGCCAUUUCGAGAGGAAUGUAAUUGCACACCUGAAAAGAUGGCCAAGGCUGGGUUUGUCCACUGCCCCAGUGAGAAUGAGCCUGAUGUUGCCUGCUGUUUCUUCUGUCUGAUCGAGCUUGAGGGCUGGGAGCCAGAUGAUGACCCCUGGUCUGAACACACAAAACGCUCACCUAACUGUGGAUUCAUAACCUUAAAGAAAGACUUCACGGAGCUAACGGUGGCUGAAUUCUAUCACAUGGAAAAAGAGAGGCUGAGGGUCUACGUUAGAAAGAUUUGUCAUAAGAAGAUGGCCUAUUUGCGAGAUAAUGUAGACCAUACACAUGAGAGCCUUAAAACCCUGUUGGACUCUAUAUGAUUCCUCUCAAAUUGUGGAAGGAAAUCUAAAUUAUUGUGUAUAUAUUGUGAUUUUUAUCGCUACACUAAUCUUGUGGGUGUAGCUAGAGCCUAUAGUCUUGACUCAGUGCUCUAAUGUAAGUUUAAAAUAUCAAUAAAGUUUUGAGGAAUAUUA